Messenger RNA from Peronospora matthiolae, 2565 nucleotides. The record is from the annotation of a GenBank genome assembly. NCBI's taxonomy places the organism in Eukaryota, Oomycota, Peronosporomycetes, Peronosporales, Peronosporaceae.
AUGAUCGCGACCAACAUGAUCAAGGAUGUGCGAGUCCCUCUCAAGUCGGGUGGAGCAACUACAUGUCGAGGAUGUCAACAAGGGGAAAUGGUCCAAAAACCAUUUCCAAGCAACCGAGACAAGCGCAGCUACGAUACGUUUGAGCUACUUCAUCUGGACAUCUGCGGGCCCAUGGAAAAGGAUUCGCUCGGUGGCAGCAAAUAUUUGCUGCUGAUCAUCGACGAAGCCAGUGGAUGCAUGAAGGGCUUUUGUCUACGAGUGAAGUCCGAGAGUGAAGACUACAUCCGGAAAUACAUCACCAUGGUACAGACGCAAUUCUGUAAGAAGGUCAAGUUCGUGCAACACGACGGAGCUCGCGAGUUUGCAACCAACUCGUUUCAACUGUUCUACGAAGACGAAGGCAUUGAACAGCAGACAACGGUGCCGUAUGCACAUCAAACAAACGGAACAGCAGAGCAUGCCAUUAGGACUAUUGUCACGAUCGGCCGCAGCAUGCUCCAUCGUGCCAAACUGGACAAGUGUUUCUGGGCCGAAGCAGCGAUGACGGCCAUCUACGUCAAGAAUCGACUGCCGUCACCUAAAGUCGUGCACAAGACCCCGUUUGAGAUCGUCUACAACUUGAAACCAAGCGUCAAGCACAUGCGAACAUUCGGGUGUCAGACAUACAUACUGAAGCCUAAAGAGAAUCGACUCAAGUGGGAUCCAAAGGCUCGCGCUGGCAUAUUCGUGGGCUACGAUGGAGUUUCGAAGGCAUAUCGUUUUUAUGACAUCGAGGCGGGGCAGGUGGUUAUCAGCCGCGAUGUCAACUUCGACGAGUCCACCUUUGGACUUCAACUGCCGAUCACUGAUGAAGAUGUCGAUGACCUGGACUUCGAAUUGCUGGAUCUUGAUGACGAAGAGCUGCGUCAAAUGGAGUACAAGCAAACAGGCAAGCGCAAGAACCGACUCAAUGAUGAAGAUACAGCAGCUCCACGACCGCGUGCAGUGCGUCAGCGACCAGGACUAGAAGAGUCAAGCGCGCCGGAAAACAACUCGUCACGCCAAGAAGAAGACGAAGAAACGAAGGAUUCUGGUGAUUCAACACCGCCUGUGUUUUGGCGUGCGAGUGCAAAUGCCGUUGAAGCAGCAGUGGACUUAUCAGAGCCCUCAACAUUUGAAGCAGCAGUAAGCGGCCCUGACCAAGUGCACUGGAGAAAAGCAAUUCAUGCAGAGCUCGAGUCAAUGCGACUUCGCGGUGUGUUUUGUGCAGCCAAGCUGCCCAACGGACAACGCGCCAUUGGCACAAAAUGGGUGUUCAAGAUCAAGCGCAAGGCGGAUGGGUCAAUCGAGAAGUACAAGGCACGACUUGUGGCCAAGGGUUUCCGCCAAAAGUAUGGCAUCGACUACACGGAGACGUUUUCGCCUGUGGUCAAGUAUGUGACGCUGCGAAUGGUGAUCGCAAUUUCCAAGCAUUUUGGAUGGCCCGUCGACCAGCUUGAUGUGGUGACAGCUUUCCUGUAUGGCGUCAUGAAGGAACAAGUGUUCUGCGUGAUUCCUGAAGGCGUAGAACUUGACAAUACGUUCGACUGCCUGGAAUUGGUGAAGUCAAUUUACGGCCUCAAGCAAGCGUCGCGAGUGUGGAACGAGACGUUCGACGAGUAUGUGUGCUCCAUCGGAUUUCAAGUAUCGGACUUCGACCCAUGUCUCUACAUCAAGACUUCGGACGGCCAUUGCGUGUUUAUACUGGUCUACGUGGACGACGUGUUGGUGACUGGAAGCUCGCUCGAGCUGAUUGCACAAACCAAGAACGACCUGAAGACGCGGUUCGAGAUGACGGACAGCGGAAAGUGUGCGCUUGUUCUUGGGAUCGAGCUUUUGGACGGUGAAGAUGGCAGUGUGACACUAUGUCAGCGUCGGUAUGUCGAUGAUAUCCUCAAACGCUUUGGCAUGGAUGAUUGCAAGGCAGUCGCAAGUUCAGUCGACAUGAGCUCUCGACUUGUUUCAAGUGAUGCAGCCACCAAGGUCAAUGCUCCUUUUCGCGAAGCUGUUGGUGCGUUGAUGCACCUGACCACUGCAACGCGUCCGGACAUUGCGUUUGCUGUGGGCUAUGUGUCGCGGUUCAUGGAAAAUCCCCAAGAAGAACACUGGGUUGCAGUUAAGCGUAUCUUUCGCUACCUACAAGGCACCAAGACGCAUGGAAUUUGCUACAAGCCAAGUGCAAGGAUCGACUUCCGUGGAUAUUCGGAUGCGGAUUGGGCUGGUGAUCUUACCGACCGCAAGUCAACAUCGGGGUACACGUUCAUGCUACUCGGUGCGCCAGUGAGUUGGGGCAGCAAGAAACAGCCAAGUGUUUCGUUGUCCACGACUGAAGCUGAAUACAUCGCACUUAGCUUGGCGAUUCAAGAGGGCAAGUGGAUUUAUCGUCUGCUUUGUGAGAUCAUGAUGGCUGCCAAUGAAGAAGGACUGGAGCUCACGAUCCAUGAAGAUAAACAGUCGUGUAUCAAGAUGACAAAGAACCCGGUCAACCACGGCCGUGCCAAGCACAUUACCAUCACAUCCGUGAUGAGGUCAAGCGCGGUGAAGUGA